Messenger RNA from Oryza brachyantha (malo sina), 1332 nucleotides. RefSeq names its product serine/threonine-protein kinase STY13-like. The record is from RefSeq and is a predicted model, not a curated record. Gene Ontology annotation, molecular function: ATP binding; protein kinase activity. The transcript has a single exon. Bases 49 to 1158 code for a protein of 369 amino acids. Gene Ontology annotation, biological process: protein phosphorylation. NCBI's taxonomy places the organism in Eukaryota, Viridiplantae, Streptophyta, Magnoliopsida, Poales, Poaceae. Gene Ontology annotation, cellular component: plasma membrane.
UUCAUCGAUCCAGGGCGCCGUCUUACGUUGCACUUGCGGCAGAGAGAGAUGGCGGCCAUGGCGUCGGGAGCGGACGUGAAGGUUGAGCCUCCAUGCGAGAACUUGGAGGAGGACGAGCAGGAGGGAUACGUGCGCGGCGAUUUGCUCGACCUCUCUAGCAUGGACAUCCAUCUCGAGGAGAAAAUGGUCGCCACCGCACUGGGCAACCGCAGCAGCAGCGUCAGCUGCGGCGGUGGAGAGGUGCCCAUGGCGCCGUGGGUGCUCGAUCUCUCCAGGCUCAAGAUCGGCGAUUUCGUGAAGCAAGGGUACCACGGCACGCUGUUCCGCGGAGAGUACGAUGGCCGCGACGUCGCCGUGAAGCUGCUCGAGUGGGGAGGGGACGGGUACUCGACGCCCGAACAGAUUGACCGCCUCCGAGCGUCGCUGCGGGACGUGGCCGCCGCCUGGCACCCGAUCGACCAUCCGAACAUCGCCAAGUUCGUCGGCGCACACGUUGGUACCUCGCCUCCGCCGGACACAGCGUGCUUUGUCGUGGUCGAGUACCUCACCGGAGGAACACUGAAGAAUUACCUGAUCAAUCAUAUGGAAUCCAAACUGUCCUACAAGAAUGUCGUCGACUUGGCGCUGGCAAUGGCCAGAGGGCUGAGCUGCCUGCACUCGAGAAAAAUUGUGCACCGCGACGUGAAGACGGACAACAUGCUUCUCGAUGAUAAGCAGAACCUCAAGAUCGCCGACUUCGGUGUAGCCCGCAUCGAGUCUGACCCAAAGGACAUGACGGGGCUGACGGGCACGCCACGCUACAUGGCGCCAGAGGUGCUUGACGGGAAACCUUACGACCACAAGUGCGACGUAUACAGCUUUGGCAUCUGUCUCUGGGAAAUCUACUGCUGUGAGAUGCCGUACAUGGACAUCAGUUUCGCCGACGUCACGUCAGCGGUCCUCCACAAGCACUUGCGGCCUGAGAUCCCAAAGUGUUGCCCGCGGGACAUGGCACGUAUCAUGAGGAGGUGCUGGGACGCUGAGCCAACGUCGCGGCCGGAGAUGCAUGAGGUUGUGGAGAUGCUAGAGAAGCUCAACAUCAGGAAAGGCCGUGGCAUGGUGCCAGCGAGACAACCUUCCGGUUGCUUCUGUUUCUCUAUUAGGCGCCAUCGCUCAUAGCUAAAUUGACAUGCAUGUGGUCAUAGCUAAAUUGUCAUGUACAUGUAAUUAUAUAGGUGUCUUGGUCAUUGUCAGUCUUAGCUAGUUUUGAUCAUGUUCUUUUCCUUGUACCAACCAAAGGUGGUAUUGUGUUACGAGAGAUGAGUCUAUAUUCUAAACAUAUAUAUGUAUAUA